CCGUCAGUUUUGUAUUAAUUUUACGCAAAAAAACGUUUUGUUUAUGUUUUUUGCGGUCACUUUUGGGACCAGACUUUCGGUGAUAAUCAGUCCGCAGACAAGUCUUUCGGUGUCACCACUCGGUCGGUGAAUGUGCGGCGCGUUAUAGUUACCAAUAAUCACUUCCAGACUCUCUCAAGACAUGGCCGACGCGGCGGACGACGACUUCGAGUUCCAGUUGGCUCAGGAGGAGAGGGAAAGGGAGGCCAAAGCGGCGGUGAAGACACGGGUGGACCCGACGGACGGCACCGAAUACGAGUGGAACGAACACAUGAAGGCCUGGUUCCCGAAGAUCGACGACAACUUCAUCGCCCAAUACCAGAGCCAAUACGGGAACUUCGAGGACAACAACAACGCCGACACUACCGCUACCACCGCCGGCAACACCUCUACCGACCACCAGUUCACAGCACCCGCGCCGCCGCUUUCAACAGAUCCACAGUCGACCGGCGAUAGCCGUAAGGACUCGAAGACAAAGUCAAAGGACAAGCCGUUUGUGUCGAAACUGUUGGCCAAACGCAAAGAGGAGGAGCCGUCGCCCGAGUGGUUCGACAUCGCCGACGAACACAACACCAAAGUAUACGUGAAUAAUCUGCCCGAAGACACCACCGAAGAGUCAUUCCUGGAACUGAUGAAAAAGUGCGGUUAUGUGGCCAAAGACGAGCGCAACGAGUUUAAAGUGAAACUCUAUCGCGACAGCAAUGGACAGCCGAAGGGCGACGGACUCUGCACUUACCUCAAGAGGGAGUCCGUGGAUCUGGCGCUCAAUAUACUCGACGGCUAUCGGGUCGGCGACCGGACAAUCAGUGUCGAGAGGGCGAGGUUUACGCCCAAAGGCCAAUACGACCCGUCACUGAAGCCGAAGCGCCGCAAACGCGACAAACAGAAGGAGAAGAAGAAGAUUGAGAAACUGUUGGACUGGAGGCCCGACAAAGUGGUCACUGAGCGGCCGAAGUGCGAGAAAACUGUAGUGAUUAGCAAUAUGUUUGAUCCGAAGGACUUCGUGGCCGACGCUAAGCUUAUACUGGAAUACCGGAGCGAUUUGCGGGACGAGUGCGGCGAGCGGUGCGGCGAAGUGAAACGUGUGGACGUUUACGACUGCCAUCCGGAAGGGGUGGCCGCUGUGGUGUUCGCCGAGUUCGCGGGCGCCGAUCAGUGCGUUCAGCUCAUGAAUGGCCGCUUCUUCGCCGGCCGGCGACUGGCGGCCGAGCACUGGGACGGCCGGACACGCUAUAAGACCGACGAGACCGAGGAGGAGGCGGCCAAACGUAUACAACAGUGGGACGAGUAUCUGGAAAGGGAGGCCGACGCCGCUGAGGGCGGCGAUGGUGGCCAACAGCAGCCGCAGGUGGCGACAGCUGGACCCUUGCCAGCCGUGCCCUCCGGUGCGGUCGAUAGUACUGAUGACUGA
This is a messenger RNA of Medioppia subpectinata, 1450 nucleotides long. The record is from the annotation of a GenBank genome assembly. Lineage: Eukaryota; Metazoa; Arthropoda; Arachnida; Sarcoptiformes; Oppiidae.